AGUUCAAAUUCCUGAAACUUCAUUUGCGGUUGAAGAAGAAAUUAGAAAGCUGCAAAGCUUUUGGACUCCAACUGGAAAUUUCAUUAAUCUAACUUGAAAGAUGGAAGCGCAGUCCGAAUCUCAAGUUGAAGCAGACAACGAAUCGAACGCCGUCAAAACCCUAAUCUCAUUCUACUCCCAUUAUCUCUGGAACCGACUCACCUCUUUCUUUCCCUCUUCCCCCUUCAAUUUUCUCGGGAAAAUGUCGCUUCUAUAUCGCCAAACAUCUUGCAAACGUAGGCCUAUUCUCCCUCUCCCACUGCCUUCUUACUCCUCCGACUCCUCUGUGGUUAUGACUGAGACAUCAAGAGCAUUUGAUGUGUUGGAGGACAUAAUGGAACACAUGUUCUUAAAUUUGCAUAAUAUCCAGGAGGAUCUGCAAUUUUGGCAAUCUAGAGCUGAGGGAUCUAAUUCUCAAAAAGUAUACUUCAUGAUUUUUGAGAGAGGGCCACAGGCCUUUCUUAACGGGAUGGCUCAGUUGUUGAAAGAUUGUGUAUCUGAGGGUUCUGCCAUUGAACAACUAUGCCAAUACGCAUCUGCCCAUAUUUCUGAGAGGAUAGUUGUCUUAACUACCUUAAGAUGUUCCCUUGCCACAUUUUUGGCGCAGGUUUACAUGGAGGUUGAAAAAUGUGGGGAGGAGUUAGUGAAAGAACCAGAGAAGUCAUUGCCUUCUUUACUGGUUACUAUUAAUGGUUUCUUCUCGAAGUUAGAGGCAUCAAUUGGCCAUAUACAUGCAAUGCGUCAGAUCGAAUCUUCUGUUGAUGGGAGUUAUGCAUUUCCUUUACUAUUUGAGGAACUGCCAGAAGUUAAUCAAGAAGAGUCUCAGUGGACAGAUUGUGAAAUUAGAGUUUCUGUUAACUUGGUAUACCAAAAUCUACAGAAACUAGAUGAAUACUUAUCUCAUAUGGUUGCCAAAUACCAAAAACCAAGCAAAAUAACCCUACAAUGGAUUCACUACACAUGUGGAGCCAUUGGCCUAUCAGUUUGUUCUAUUUGGCUACUAAAGCAUAGUAGUUUGAUGGGUAGUCCUGAUCUUGAGAAUUGGUUUCACGAAGCAAAGGAUUCAACUCGUAGCUUCUUUAAUGACCAUGUGCAGCAACCGCUUCUGUCUAUUAGAGAUGAACUUUUUGAGACAUUCAGGAAGAGGCACAAAGGUAUGAUGGAGAUUGAAGAAGUGCAGUUGACUUCAAAUUCUUUGCACAGGAUGUUAUUGUCAUUCAGUGAGCAGACAAAAGGCCAAAAGUUCCCAGAGAAUGCAUCAGACCAGAAAAUGCUUGAAAUAGUCAUGGCCAGGUAUGAGAAGGAACUUGUAAAUCCUAUUCAUAAUCUGCUAAGUGGAGAGCUUGCCCGUGCUUUGCUCAUCCAGGUUCAGAAACUGAAACUGGAUAUUGAGACGACGAUGCUUGAACUGGAGCAGAUUUUGAGGGCAAAUGAAAUCAACUUUGCCAUUCUAGCUGCCUUACCUGCAUUCUUUCUUUCAUUUUUCUUGCUCAUGUUGAUCCGUGCAUGGUUUAAGCAGGAUUCUAGAGCAGAAGGAAGGGGAAGAGUUGCUCGGCACCAAAGGAGAUUAAUCAUUGUUGAGGUUGAGAAAAGAAUUAUGCACUACCAAAUUUACGUUGACCAAGGGCUGGAAAAAGAUGCUCAAUGCAUGUUAGGAUUAGUGUUGUACAGUCUGGAUCGCCUGUUUCAUGCCGUUGAGGGGCAUGCGAAAGCAACUGGUGAAUGGCAUGUUUGAAACAGGAUAUUAUCGAUUUGGCAAAGCCUGGACUUCAACUGAAUAUAAGCUCAGGGUAACAUCACGCAUGGAGCGGAUGUAUGACUGCUUGCUUCCUUCACUGACUGGGAAAUAGCUGCUACUUUCUUUUCUUCUUUCAACCUUCAGUGUAAGUCACUGUAAAAUCACAAUUUUGUAAGGGGCAUAUAAUAUUUGGAAAAUGAUAAAGUUACUGAAAGUUAUACACCGAAUUCGUAUACCGAAUAACGUGACAAAUUCUGACUGUUGAUUAAUAUUAAUUUAUAAUGAAUUACGGUCAGAAUUUUGUCACGUCUUUCGGUGUACACCCUUCAGUAACUGUAGUAUUCUUAUAAUAGUUUGGUUUCUGUAGGUUUUUUAUUUUGGAAGAAAAGCAGACUUUAUGGUUUUGUAUAGUCUUUU
Molecule: messenger RNA, 2194 nt
Organism: Pistacia vera
Lineage: Eukaryota; Viridiplantae; Streptophyta; Magnoliopsida; Sapindales; Anacardiaceae
Product: protein DGS1, mitochondrial
Exons: 14
Coding region: 101-1774 (557 amino acids)
Cellular component (GO): mitochondrial outer membrane
Source: RefSeq, a predicted model, not a curated record